This is a messenger RNA of Juglans regia (Persian walnut), 2036 nucleotides long. RefSeq names its product probable inactive purple acid phosphatase 27. Gene Ontology annotation, molecular function: acid phosphatase activity; metal ion binding. The record is from RefSeq and is a predicted model, not a curated record. The transcript is spliced from 12 exons. Lineage: Eukaryota; Viridiplantae; Streptophyta; Magnoliopsida; Fagales; Juglandaceae. Bases 1 to 1866 code for a protein of 621 amino acids.
AUGGAGAGCUUGGUGUCGUCCCUGAGAGUUCCCUUGGUGGUGUUGUUGUGGCUAGUGUGUUGUGUUGCAGUUCAUGUUGGAGGACACGGAAUUGGAGAGCAGCCGCUGUCCAAGAUCGCCAUCCACAGGGCCCUAUUCGCCCUUCAUGUUAAUGCUUCUAUCAAAGCUGAAACGGUCCUUCUUGGCUGCAAGGGGGAAGAUUCUCAGUGGAUAAAUGUGCAAGUUGAGAGCCCUGGACCUUCUAAAGAUGAUUGGGUUGCCGUAUUUUCUCCAGCAAAGUUCAACUCAUCUACCUGCCCACCUGAUGAUGAACCAAGAGAGCAGGCUCCAUAUAUAUGCUCAGCUCCAAUAAAGUACAAGUUUGUCAAAGAUUCCUCUGCCGAGUAUACAAAGACGGGGAAAGCAUCUUUAAAAUUUCAAUUGAUCAAUCAACGGUCAGAUUUCUCAUUUGCGUUAUUCUCAGGAGGUUUGUCAAAUCCAAAAUUGUUAGCAGUCUCAAACACUAUAAUAGCUUUUGCAAAUCCAAAGGCACCUCUGUAUCCUCGCCUCUCCCAAGGGAGGUCUUGGAAUGAAAUGACAGUAACUUGGACCAGUGGCUAUAAAGCUACGGAGGCUGUACCUUUUGUUUCGUGGGGUCUCGAUGGAGAACCCCAAUCUCAAUCGCCUGCUGGAACAUUGACUUUUAGUCGAAAUUCCAUGUGUGCUCCACCUGCGAAGACAGUUGGAUGGCGUGAUCCUGGUUUCAUCCACACAAGUUUCUUAAAAGAAUUGUGGCCAAACUCACUGUACACUUACAAGCUUGGUCAUAGGUUAAUAAAUGGUUCCUAUAUCUGGAGCAAGUCUUAUUAUUUCAAGUCAUCACCAUAUCCUGGGCAGGACUCAUUACAGCGUGUUGUGAUAUUUGGUGACAUGGGAAAGGCAGAGCGCGAUGGCUCAAAUGAAUAUAGUAAUUAUCAGCCGGGUUCACUCAAUACUACCGACCAACUCAUCAAGGACUUGGAAAACAUUGACAUAGUUUUCCAUAUAGGAGAUAUAUCAUAUGCAAAUGGAUACAUCUCGCAAUGGGACCAAUUCACUUCACAGGUGGAGCCAAUUGCAUCCACUGUCCCAUAUAUGAUUGCAAGUGGUAAUCAUGAGCGUGAUUGGCCAAAUACUGGCUCCUUCUAUAACAAAACGGAUUCAGGUGGAGAAUGUGGUGUGCUUGCCAGCACCAUGUUUUACGUUCCUGCUGAGAACAGAGCCAAGCUUUGGUACUCCACGGAUUAUGGGAUGUUCCGCUUCUGUAUAGCCGAUAGUGAGCAAGACUGGAGGGAGGGAUCAGAACAGUACAGAUUCAUAAAGCGUUGCCUUGCGUCGGUGGACAGACAGAAACAACCUUGGUUGAUCUUUGCUGCCCAUCGUGUCCUUGGGUACUCCUCUGACUAUUAUUACGCCUUGGAAGGCUCAUUUGCAGAGCCCAUGGGAAGGGAAAGCUUGCAAAAGCUUUGGCAGAAGUACAAGGUGGACAUUGCCUUUUAUGGCCACGUCCAUAACUAUGAAAGGACAUGCCCCGUUUACGAGAAUCAGUGCGUGAAUACAGAAAGAUCUCAUUAUUCAGGAACUGUAGAGGGAACAAUCCAUGUUGUUGUUGGAGGGGCAGGAUGCCACUUAUCAAAGUUCAGCCAAGAGACACCCAAAUGGAGUCUUUACAGAGAUUAUGACCAUGGAUUUGUCAAACUGACAGCGUUCAAUCACUCCUCCCUCCUCUUCGAGUACAAGAAAAGCCGCGAUGGCAACGUAUCUGAUUACUUCACCAUAACAAGAGAGUACAAAGAUGUCCUGGCUUGUGUGCAUGAUGGUUGUGAACCCACCACUUCCGCAUCUUAAACUUUACCUUGAAAUUCAAAUUCUUUCAAGGUUACUUGCACCUCAGAUUUGUUGACAGCAAGUAUCUAUUAGACUCUUUGCACAGAUGGCGACCGUGAAAUUUAUUUACACUUUUAUCUUCAAGUCUUCCACCGGAUAAUUUAUUGAUUUGGAUUAGUUUUAUUAGUAAA